ACAACAUACAGGUGAAAACACACUCUAUGGGGUAGCCCAGUUGUGUCCGAUAAUGGACGAACGUGGCUUUAGAGGCACAGCUGUUAUGUUUACAGUGCAUUGGCCCUUUAAGACAGCCCAAUGUUUCCAUUGGCACGGUGACGUCAGAGCACUGUGGGACUCCAGCCUAUCCUGUCCACACAGUCAAAGCAAUGGUCUUGGUUGAGAGUCCUGUUGUAGCGGAGAGACUUAAACACUGCACAAAAGCAAGGGAAACACCCGUCGCUGAAAUGAACCAGAGCCUUCAGGCAUUUACCGUAGAUUAAACAGAAACUUUUACGAUGGCCUUGAAGGUGAAAAAGUAGGACGAGAAGCAGCACCGCCGCCGCUGGACCUUCCACUGCAAAUCAAGUCCUGGUAAAUGCACGGCCACUGCUGAAAAAAUAUGCUCCAGCUGAGCCGCCUCAGCCCCGGCUUCAGUCUCAAAUUCUCAGUGCUUUAACCCGUUUCGUGAGACAUUCGCGCAGCUUCUGUUUGUUUCUUUUCUCCGCUUCUUACCUGUAAACUCCGUUGUCCAAGUCCCCGACCUACCUGCGAGAGAGCGUUAUGGCAGGGAAGCUGACAGCAGCCCAGGGCACAGGAAUACUGCUGGUGACAGCCAACGUUGGAUCCCUGUUCGAGGAUCCUGAAAAUCUACAGAAAACAUGGCUGAAGGAGUUUUGCCAGACAGUACAGUCACAUAAGCCUCACUUCUUGGCAGUGCACUGUCAAGAGGUGGGUGGGAAGAAUUAUGAGGCGUCCAUGACACAUGUGGAUAGUUUUGUCAAAGAGUUGUUGUCCACUGAUGCCAUGAAGGAAUACAGCAGAGCCUGCGUCUACCUUGAUGAGAACUACAAAUCACAGGAGCAAUUCACAGCUCUUGGAAGUUUCUACUUUAUCCACGAGUCUUUGAAAAGCGUUCACCAGUUUGAUUUCAAAGCCAAGAAAUUCAAGAAGGUGGUAGGGAAGGAAACCUUCUCUGAGACACUAGAAUGCACACCCACACUGGAGAAGGAGAAGUUUCCACAGGACUACUUUCCUGAGUCCAAGUGGUCCAGAAAGGGAUUCAUCAGAACUCGAUGGGCCUUGGCUGACUGUGCCUUUGAUUUGGUCAACAUCCACCUAUUCCAUGAUGUUUCCAACCUGGUGGCCUGGGAGAAAAGCCCCUCUGUCUACUCUGGCACCAGGCAGAAGGCCCUGGGCUACGUUUUAGACAGAAUCACGGACCAGCGCUAUGAAAAGGUGCCCUAUUUUGUGUUUGGAGACUUUAACUUUAGGCUGGACUCAAAGCAGGUCAUUGAGCCUCUACUCCUCUCUCACCACCAGAGUCUGUGCUCCACUGCCACCAUGCAUACAGUCAGAGCCACCGACACCAAUGAAGUUGACAAGCUAAUAUUCCAAGAAAGCGAUAAUGACAGAAAGGUUAUUCUCCACCUUGAAAAGAAGCUUUUUAAUUAUGUCAACCAGGAUGUUUUCCAGGAAAACAACGGGACCUCACUUUUAGAGUUUGACAAAGAGCUGUCUGUGUUCAAGGAUCGGCUGCAUGAACUGGAGAUCUCUUUCCCACCCAGACCAGUGUCAUCAACACGUUCCUGAGGAUCCUCUCAGCACUCACCUCUGUGGCAACUACCAGCACUGCAUCUCAGCGUUUCCCUCCUAGGCUAAUACUAGCGCUCAGCACUCAUCUCUGCGGCUACUCAGAGCACUCUCCUGGGAAGGUUCCCAGCGCUCCCCUCUGUGGCUACCUCGCUGCCCGCACCUCCAGCCGCCUCAACUAGGUUACUGCCCCACCUCCUCACAGCCCAGUGCUGCCCAUUCCUGGCCCUGUACAGCUUUGCACAUUCAACUACUCUCAAUGGCCUGACUACCACAGCUCCAGCCUCAUUCGCUAGGGGAUCUCCGGGCAGAGCCUCUUCUCUCUGUGAGUCUCAGUACGCAGUCCACUGUCACCAUUCCAUUUCUCGUCUCUUCUUCCUCUCACCUCAGAACCUGCCAACAUCCCCCUGUCAGCCAGACCACCCGGUCCCCACUCCACUGCUACCUCACUGGGAGAUGAGUCCCAGCCAGCCACGCUGCCACCCUGCCUGGAGAUCCCCUUCAGGUCCCUCCAGUCUCCCUGCUCUACUGAAUAACCUCACUUCAUCUCCACCUCAUCUACUGUUGUGUGUGAAAAUAAACCAAGCACUGUUACCUGCUGCUACUCUGUAUCUGGAUCCACUCCUUUCUCCCUCUCUCUCGCCACCCGGCAAGAGUGAUCAUAACAGAACGAACCGGCUAUACAAUGGAUCCAACAGGUUCCGGUCCAGGUAACCCACCGGUGCACCCCACCCUUGCCCAGUAUGGAGCACAAAUAGACCAUCUGGGGCAGGUACUCCAGCAACAGGUGGAGGUCAUCAAGACUCUCACCCAGCAGGUAACCCAGCUUUCAGUCUCACUCACCCAAGUCAGUGCUCUACAUCCCACUUCCUAUAAUCAGCCUAGCCCAGUUCAGGAGGCCCCCAUACCAGAUCCUGAACCGUUUUUGGGGACAUGGAGAAAUGACGGGGGUUCCUUCUGCAGUGUCGCUGAGUCCAGCAGCCCCGGUCCUUUUGUUCUGACCGCACCAAAAUUAACUUUGUGAUCAACAGGCUCCGGGAUAGGGCUUUGACUUGGGCAGAGUCCAUGGACGCCUAGGGACAUUUCAUUGGAGCAACUAGUGAUGAGUUCUUCCAGGAAUUACAAACUGUUUUUAAUCACCCCGACCACCAGGGCAGUGCGGUCAGACGGCUACUAACCAUUCCCCAAGAGUCCUGUAGUGUCACUGAAUAUACAGUUGAAUUUCGGGUCCUGCCAGCAGAAGCGCGGUGUGGCGACCAGGCUCUCCAAGGCGCCGUUUGGAAUGGUCUGAAGGGUAACGUCAAAGAUGAACUAGCCACCAGAGAUGAGAUGACUAAUUUCAACUCAUUGGCAAAUCUCGCCAUAAGAAUCGAUAAUGAAUGUCAGAGAGAGAGAGCAGGAGACUCCAACUAUGCCAAAACCAUGCUCCCACGUAAAACAACAAGUUUGGAGAUCCCAGUCACACUGGAUACCGUCGGGGGUCCGGUUUCACUAACAGCACUUGUGGACUCAGAAGCAGGGGAGAACCUGAUCGACCCCGACCUUGUCAAGCGGCUAAAGCUAACUCCACAGCCCUUCUAGCUUAUGUUACACACCAGACUCCUCCCAUACCACUGGUCAUCGCUGGCAACCAUCAUGAGAUCACCCAGUUCAAGAUUCUAAAGACUCCCCAGACACCCAUUGUAUUAGGACAUUCCUGGCUAUACUCUCACAACCCACAAAUUGACUGGCAAACAAGCCCUGAGUGUUCAUCAUCCUGCCUCAAAGCUGCACAUCCUCCCAAACUCACAUAAAUGGAAUUAAAUGUAUAAUGCAAUAUUGUUGACAAAGAA
Messenger RNA from Monopterus albus (swamp eel), 3446 nucleotides. It is a transcript of the gene inpp5a, whose product is annotated as inositol polyphosphate-5-phosphatase A. The record is from RefSeq and is a predicted model, not a curated record. Gene Ontology annotation, molecular function: inositol-polyphosphate 5-phosphatase activity. The transcript has 13 exons. NCBI's taxonomy places the organism in Eukaryota, Metazoa, Chordata, Actinopteri, Synbranchiformes, Synbranchidae. The coding region runs from base 586 to 1614 and encodes 342 amino acids. Gene Ontology annotation, biological process: phosphatidylinositol dephosphorylation.